AUGGGGAUAACGUGGGGCAGGAGCGCCUUGCCGAACUCCCCCCUUGUGCAGCAACAGCUGUACCAGCAGCAGCAGCAGCAGCAGCAGCAGCAGCAGCAGCAGCCCUUGUUGUGUUUCUGCAUUCACACACAAUGGGUGCCCCAGAAGGGGGAGAUGGACUGCGGGCUUGCAUGCGCUCAAAUGAUUUUGAAGACUCUGCACACUUCGGGCGGCAUCCCUCAGCCUUCGUUUUUGCUAGUUGAUCAAGAAGGAGACAGCAGCAGCAGAGGAGACAGCAGCAGCAGCGGAGACAGCGACACAGACAGCGCCGCUGAGUGCGCAUGCACUGCAUGCAGCACCUCCCUUCCCGCAGAAGCAGGGGGCCCCCCUUAUUUGCAAACCCUCUCUGGGGGCCCCUCACCAGCUGACCCUCCCCGCGCUGGAGCAACGGCUGUCUUUGUGUCUCCUUCUCGUGAUGCUGCCUCUGCUGCAGACGCUGCUGCAGCAGCUACAAUAACUGCAGCAGCAGCUACAGCAGCAGCAGCAACUACAGCAGCAGCUGCAAAUGCGGCAGCAGUAGCAGCAGCAGCUACAAAUGCUGCAGCACCAGCAGCAGCAGCAGCUACAAAUGCUGCAGCACCAGCAGCAGCAGCAGCAGCAGCAGCUACAAAUGCUGCAGCACCAGCAGCAGCAGCAGCAGCUACAACUGCUGCUGGUGCUGGCUCUCGUGAGCGCUGCAUCUGCAUGGAAGAGGUCUCCGCAGGAUUGCAGCGUGAAGGCGGGGGUAGGAGGAGAGUCUUGUCCUCAGGUUUAAUCGAGAAAGACAUUAUUAGGGUCUCUGCAUGCGAAUUAGAGAAGGGUGUUUUUGGGGCUGAGCUUACCAGGGCCCCGCAACCUGCAUGCGCAAGACAAGCAAAAAAGCUGCUAAAGAAAAUCUCUUGUGGAGGCUGGACUGUCGAUUUGCUGCUGCUGCUGCAGCACCUCCCUUGCGGCAUUGCUACUUCUUACCUGGGCUUCAACCCCAAACAUGCAGACAAACCCUUCUACCAGUCCUUUUCUACAGCCCCUAACUCUUUAGAAGCGGAGGCUAAACGCGUCGCUGUAAACUUUAAACGCGCCCGUCGCCUGGGCUUGCAGAUUAUUGGGCAGUGA
This is a messenger RNA of Eimeria acervulina, 1131 nucleotides long. RefSeq lists its product as hypothetical. Lineage: Eukaryota; Apicomplexa; Conoidasida; Eucoccidiorida; Eimeriidae. Gene Ontology annotation, molecular function: ice binding. The record is from RefSeq and is a predicted model, not a curated record. The transcript has 3 exons. Bases 1 to 1131 code for a protein of 376 amino acids.